Molecule: messenger RNA, 1718 nt
Organism: Staurois parvus
Lineage: Eukaryota; Metazoa; Chordata; Amphibia; Anura; Ranidae
Source: the annotation of a GenBank genome assembly
AUGAACCUCCCGCACCCUCAAGGGCCAUCGGGCAUGAACCUCCCGCACCCUCAAGGGUCAUCGGGCAUGAACCUCCCGCAUCCUCAAGGGUCAUCGGGAAUGAACCUACCACCGCCACAAGCUGGCCAGAGUAUGAACUUACCCCCGCCUCAGGGGUCCACAGGAAUGAACCUCCCUCCCCCGCACAAUGGGCCUGGUAUGACCAUGCCCCCUCCCCCCGGCAGCCAGAAUAUGAACCUCCCGCCCCUGCACAGCACAUCGGGACUGAAUUUGCCACCACCCCAGGGUGGCUCCGGACUACACUUGCCCCCUCCCCAGAACACACACGGCAUGAACCUCCCUCCCCCGCAAAGCGGGCACGGACUGAACCUCCCUCACCACCAGGGUGGUCUUGGAAUGAAUCUCCCUCCCCUGCAGUCCGGUCCCUCCGGACACAACAUGCCUCCCCCGAUGGGCGGACACGCUAUGAACCUUCCACCUCCACAGGUCGGGGCCGGGCUGGGCCUGCCGCCGGCGAUGAACAUUCCCCCUCCGCAGCUGAGCCCAACGUCACCGUCCGGAGCAGAGCCGCGUAUGCCGCCUCCGAAACCCACCAGCCACGGGCUGAACCUUCCACCCCCGGAGAGCGAGAGUUUGGGGAAUUCCAAGCCGAAGAAGCGUUCGGAGCCCAUCAGGAUCAGCGUCCCGGAGCUCCAUGGCGGAGAUUCCGACUCAGAGGAAGAUGAACCAUUCCGGAAGAAAGCAGCAAGUCAGGUAUCCAAAGAAGGGUUUGGGUUGUCCUCCUUACUCCCUCAACCGAAGAAUGUCCACGGGGGAGACUCCAAACGCCCGCUCCUCCCUUACAACUUCACAAAGAAACCAUCUGACCCUCCCAAGGAAUCAAAACUUCCCAAGCAGAUGUCCAAGCCCAAGCUCACCGCGAGCCCCGAGGUGUCCCACACGCCGUCUCCAUCGGCCAUCAAAGCAGCAGCCAAGAAUGCUGCCCUGCAGGUGACCAAGCAGAUCACGCAGGAGGAGGAUGAGGAAAGUGACGAAGAGUUCCAACAGGGUAACUUCUUCUCGUUGACGGACAGCAACGAGGCUGCUGUGGCUCCUGAUGAGAGCUAUACGUAUCCGCUUCCCCCAGCGAAUGAUGACGGCCCUCCAGGGGUCGAUCCUGGUCAGUUACAGAACGAUGCAGCAAAUGCUCCUCUGGAGUUCAAGACAGCAGCUGGACCAAACCUCAACCAACAGUGGUCAGCCACGUCUACAGGAGACUACAGCGGCCAGGAGUACAGCCAAUAUCCUGAAUAUAACAACCCACACGCUGCUGCAUACUAUCAGCAGGAUUAUUACAGCAGUGGGUAUUAUCAGGAGGCGGAGCAGUCAUCAGCCACCCAGCGGGACUCCGCAACAAGCGACUCUUUCAUGGAUGAUGAAGCGUUCAAGCGUCUUCAAGGAAAGCGGAAUCGGGAAGAGAGGAAAUUAACUUUGUGGAGAUUAAAGGUGACGACCAGCUCAGCGGAAACCAGCAGUGGCUGACCAAGUCCCUGACGGAGGAGAAAAACAUGAAGUCUUUCAGCAAGAAAAAAGGGGAUCAGCCAACCGGACAACAACGACGGAAACAUCAGAUCACCUACCUGAUCCACCAGGCCAAAGAGCGGGAGCUGGAGCUGAAGAACACUUGGUCCGACAACAAGCUGAGCCGGCGACAGACACAAGCCAAGUACGGUUUCUAG